Messenger RNA from Capronia epimyces CBS 606.96, 1851 nucleotides. RefSeq lists its product as uncharacterized. Gene Ontology annotation, cellular component: fungal-type cell wall. NCBI's taxonomy places the organism in Eukaryota, Fungi, Ascomycota, Eurotiomycetes, Chaetothyriales, Herpotrichiellaceae. The record is from RefSeq and is a predicted model, not a curated record. The coding region runs from base 1 to 1851 and encodes 616 amino acids. The transcript has 4 exons. Gene Ontology annotation, biological process: fungal-type cell wall polysaccharide metabolic process.
AUGUCAAUUCCGCCGACCUCGAGUCCGUUCAUCAUUCAAGUCACCGGGGUUGGCAGCAAGCUCCACAGGCGCGCGACCGUGUUUCUGACCUUUGUGGAUGGCGAGGCAACUCCAGAUGCAUAUCAGGACGAGGCGGCUGUCUUCGUCCUCACUGCGGAUGGACAACUUGUCAGUGGAGGGGCGUAUGUUGGCACCAAAAGCUAUACGGGAACAUCGCCGCUCGUGCAGCUUGCCCCCCCUCAAGCAGCUGGGUACCGAUGGAUAUUUGACGGGAUGACAUUGAGGUUUGGGAAUACGACUUUCGUCGCUUUUCCUGAUGGUCAGCUCGAUGUUCUCUUCGGCGACAGUCUACCUCCCGACGGCACGGUGCCGUAUGCGUCCACCGACGUCGACACUGGCGGGUCCAAGCAAUCUACCAAGUGGCGAAACCUCGACGACGAUUUCAUCCGAAAGUACAGCUAUUCACAGCGUACUUUCGAGUUCAACAUUGCCCAGGACGACGACGACGACGACGACAAUAUUAGCGUCACCUUCGCCGGCUCUGACAUCUACCAGCUCGAUCAGCUUCGUGUCAUCUACCAGCUCGACUCGAAGUGGGACGACAAUCAGCGAUGCUCCGUCAUCGGCAUCUUCUGUGCAGAGUCCCGGGGGCGGGACAACAAUUGGGACCACUUCAUCGACAGCUGCGUCCAGCAGGACCACGACUGGCUUCCCAAGUCUUUCCUUGUCAUCUGCCUUUUCAUCCAGCACGCCGACGUCUCGUUCGACCGUCCCGACCAGCGUCUCGGGCGUUGCGACGACCAGCUCGGUCACCACACAGACUUCACUCUCUUCGACACCUCGAGCAUCGAGUGGAUCCAGCAGCAACGCGAUCUCCUCCACCCAAGCUACAACGACGAGUACAGCUACAACUACAGGUACAACGACAAGUACAAUAGCAGCAGCAUCACUACGACGACCACCACUUCUUCUACUACAUCUUCACCUUCAUCGUCGUCGUCGUCUCCCUCCACCACCACCACCACCACCACCACCACUACCUCCACCUCCUCCCCCACUCCUACUAUCUACCCAGCCAAGCGCGGGCUCGCAUACACCAAUGUGACGACGCUGGUCUACUACCCUCCUCCAGCACCAUACAUUCGAUGGUCGUACAACUACUACUCGCUCCCCAACGCAUCGGACGACGUAGGGCCGUACCCAGCGGCACAAUUCCGCUUCAUCCCACUCUUGUACAACGACGCAUCAUCCCUGACCUCGAUCUGGGCGAGCAACGUCAACACGUCGAUCGCCUCGUACGGCACCGACGCCAUCUUCGGCUUCAACGAGCCCGACGCCUGCUACUCGGGCCAGUCGGCGUGCAUGAGUGUGUCGCGCACCGUGCAGGGCUACCUCAACUACAUCCAGCCCUUCUCCGGCCACGUGCUGAUCGGCGCGCCCGCCGUCACCAAUUCCGGCAGCUCGGGACUGUCGUAUCUCUCGCAGUUCUUGGGCAACGCGACGCAACUGAACCUCACGGUCGAUUUCGUCAACCUACAUUGGUACGCCAGCCCGUACAAUAUCCAGUAUUUCAUGGACUACCUCACCCAGGCCUACACCCAGACAGGCCAGUCGCGCUAUCCUGUCUGGGUCAGCGAAUUCGGCAUGGACCGCUCGGAUUAUCCCGUCGCCGAUGUCGUCGCCUUCUUGAAGGCCGCCUCGGCCUGGAUGGACCUGCAGCCGUGGGUGGCUCGGUAUGCUUGGUUCGGCAAUUUCGCCAGCGGUGUCGGGACCGAGUUUCUCCUCAAUGCUGAUGGGAGUGGUAGGAGUGGUUUGGGCGAUGUUUGGUAUGGGUAUAAUGGGACGGGAUAG